This is a messenger RNA of Thecamonas trahens ATCC 50062, 1430 nucleotides long. RefSeq lists its product as uncharacterized. The coding region runs from base 1 to 1407 and encodes 468 amino acids. The record is from RefSeq and is a predicted model, not a curated record. The transcript is spliced from 2 exons. NCBI's taxonomy places the organism in Eukaryota, Apusomonadida, Apusomonadidae.
AUGAACGCGCUCGCGCAGUACGAGGUGGAGCUGGCCGAUGUCGGCCUGCCUCUGCCGGGUGCACCGCUCGGCUCGGCCUACGCACAGUGGCGACAUGCAGUUUCCCAAGCUGGCGGAGGCGCUGCGACUGGAGCAGGAGAAGCUGAGGGGCGCGCCGGGGGUGGGCUGAGCCCGCAGCUGCUGGCGAUGCUGGCGUCGGAUCCCGAGGUCCCGCCGCGGGCCUCGGCAGUGCUAACCUCGUUUGUGGUCUCGCGGCCAAAGGCGACCAAAGCGCUGACCGCGGCCAUCGAGGCUUAUCCCAACGACGGCCUGCUCUGGUUCCUCCGCGGGGUGGUGCGGUACAAUCGGGCGCGGCAGCACCGUGUGCCGUCGGCCAAGGACAAGGGCCUCCGGCUGGCAGUGUACGACCUGUCGAUGGCUGUUGCACUGCAGGCCGACGAUGACCUCUCGCCGGCGCCGUACUUUCGGGCCAACGCACUGAUCUGUCUCGGCGACGCCGACGCGGUGUCCAAGGCGCGCAAGGACCUCAUUGCGUACAUCCGAGCGGCGUCGAUGGACGCCAUUUAUCUGUCGCGUGCGUACCGGCUGCUGGCGUAUACGGCGGUGCUGACAAACAGGCCGCUUCUCGCGCGGCGGUACUACGCCCUCGGCAAGAAGCUCGCGCCGGCGCUGGCGGCGAUGUGGGACCCGAUGCUCGGCACGCCGCUGCCGCCGUACUCGGUCCGCGUGGGCGAGGUGGCGUUCUGGAUUUCACACGUCGCAGGUAAGCACGAAGAUGAGCAUACCCGCGACCUGGGCUCGGAACUGCAUCCGGCACACGCGUUUCUCAAGGCUCCAGAGCCAGUCAUCGAAGACACGCCCAUCGACGAGCCGCCGCCGGUCCCGGACUUUCCCGACUUUCUCAAGACCGAAGAGGAGCGAGUCCACGGCUCGCGGCUUGCGAGCAGCGAUGAAACGAGCGAGGCUCACGCAGCCGAGGAGGCUUGUGCUGCGCCUUCGCCGCGUCCGGCCGCACCUGCCGCCGAGGCCAGCACCGGCUCGCUCCCGCCGCCGCCGCCGCCGCUUGCCGGAGCGCACCCGCCACCGGUAGAGAGCAUCGACGACCUGGAUGACCUGGACAGGCUGAUGGGCCACGGCGGGGGUGAGACGUCGACAGACGACAUCGACUUUGACGCCUCGCAGCUCCAGCACAUCGCCAACGAGAAGGAGCUGGCCCACGACGAGUCGUCGGACGACUGCGCCCAUGAGGCACAAGAGCUCAUCGAAGCAACGCCCAUGGCCAGCCGGCGGCAGACCUCUGUGACCCAGCUCGACAUCUCGCAUCUCGCCUUGGACGAGCCCAAGGCACCGACGCCGACCCGCAUCGAUGCACUGUUCAUGGACUCGACCGACAGUGACGAGCGGUAGCAGCGUAAAAGUCACUUGGCAGA